GUUCAAAGCGUGGCAAAAUAAUCACGGAAGCACGCGUAACGAUCGACCGACGUCCCCGGUAUAUUGCAACCAAAAUCACGUUCCGAGCGUAAAGGGAGCAGAAAGAAGACAUGCCCACCUAAUGGCAGCGUCGGCAGUGCGGCCCUUCUACUUGCUUCGCCAUCUGCAACGCCACCGCUUCUCCUCCACCUCCACCACCACCAACGAAACCCCGCUUCAGCGCUCCAUCCGAUCCGCCAUCGAAUCCAGGGACUACCUACAAAUCCCCAACCUCCUCCACUCCAACCCUAACCCUAAUCCUAAUCCUAAUCCUUUCUCCUACCUCUCCCUUCUCCCCCCGACCCUCACCGCCCGCAUCGUCGGCGAACUCCUCCACUCCUUCCUUCCCCUUCGCCCUCGCUCCCUCCUUCUCCCGGCCUACUCCUCCCUCCUGUCGCUCUCCCUUCCAAAGCCUGGACAUAAUUUCCCUUCGUCCGUUUUCCUCCCCAUCGCCCUCGCCGUCCUCCAGGCCACCCUCCGCUCCGGCGCUCCCCCUCCUCGCGAGACCCGCCUUGCCCUCCCCCUCUCCUGGCUCCACCUCCGCCGUCACCGCCGCCGCUCCGCUGCCGGAAUCCUCUCCUCCCUCCACCCCCUCGGCUUCCGCCUCGACCUCAACACCCUCACUUACUUGCUCUCAUCUCUCUGCGCCGCCGGCGAGCCUGCUGAGGCCGUCGCCGUCCUCCGCGGCAUGCCCGUCGCCGGGAUCGACCCGGAAUCUGAGAGUUACUGCACGGUGAUCGAGGCGGCGGAUGAUGCGGCGGCGGCGGAGGCGCUGCUAAGCGAGAUGGUGGCGGAGAAGGGGAUGACGCCGAGGAAGGGGACGGUGGCGCGGGUAGCGAGGGCGAUGCGGGCGGAGGGGGAGGUAAGGAGGGCGGCGGAGAUGGUGAAGUUUCUGGAGGGGAAGGGGUGCGCGGUGGGGUUCGAAGCGUACGAGGCGGUGGCAGAGGGGUGCGUGGAGAGCGGGGAGAUGGUGCUGGCGGCGCGGGUGGUGGCGGAAAUGGCGCGUAGGGGAUUCGUGCCUUACGUCGGCGUGCGGCAGAGAGUGGUGGAGGGGCUGGCGGCGAUCGGUCAGGGGGAACUCGCCGGCGCCGUGAGGCAGAGACUGGCGGAAAUCGGGUCUUGAGGCCCUCGAGAGAGAAAGGAAAAGUAGCUAGCGCGGCACUUCGUUUAACGGUGGAUGUUAUCAUUCCGGAUAAGGCUGAAGAUUUGUGACACAAAAUCAUAGAAACAAGUUUGGCUUCGUAAAGGCAUAUUACAUGGUCGCAAGCAGCUGAAACAAUUCAUGUAAUAAUUUUCCUUUUUCCCCUCGGUAAUAAAGUAAUCAAAUUUUAAAGAGUAUGAAGUUAUAUAUGUUGAAGAGAAUAUAAGUUCCACUGAAAGAUGUGAAGAAACCUCAAGUUGUUAUCCAGGA
This is a messenger RNA of Elaeis guineensis (African oil palm), 1450 nucleotides long. Its product is annotated as pentatricopeptide repeat-containing protein At1g06270. NCBI's taxonomy places the organism in Eukaryota, Viridiplantae, Streptophyta, Magnoliopsida, Arecales, Arecaceae. Gene Ontology annotation, molecular function: mRNA binding; protein binding. Gene Ontology annotation, biological process: RNA processing; mitochondrion organization. The record is from RefSeq and is a predicted model, not a curated record. Gene Ontology annotation, cellular component: mitochondrion.